Molecule: messenger RNA, 2421 nt
Organism: Galendromus occidentalis (western predatory mite)
Lineage: Eukaryota; Metazoa; Arthropoda; Arachnida; Mesostigmata; Phytoseiidae
Product: N-acetylated-alpha-linked acidic dipeptidase 2
Exons: 13
Coding region: 1-2421 (806 amino acids)
Molecular function (GO): carboxypeptidase activity
Source: RefSeq, a predicted model, not a curated record
AUGAACUCAUCGAUGGAUUCCGUCGAUUACAUGAAGUACACGGAUCCGUACACAAAAUGGCAUACGUCACAGUCUGCAGAAGAAAUCGACCUCGGACCCCAGCCGCCGGGCGUGAUUGACGGCGCCGAGGAACACUUCCGCUUCCCCGGGAAACCCAAGAAACAUGCGCAUCUGAUGCUCAUUUGGUUAAUCACUUCUGGGCUCUGUGUCGGGCUCCUUGUUGGAUUCUCAGCUCGCCACCUGCUCCAGCUCCACAUAAACUUCGUCUCGACAAGGGGAACAUCGAGAGCUCAUUGCGAGCCCUUCCAUGGAACGGAUAAGUUUGUCCAAACUUUCGCAACCCUUAUCUCAUCGGUCAGACGGGAAAACCUGAACCGCUGGUUAUGGUCACUUACGCGAGAUUCUCAUGUUGGAGGUUCCCACAAAGGACGGGAAUUGGCCUUGAAGAUCCGCGACAGAUGGGCAAGCUUACCUCAUGCGAGAGUCGAGAAGUACCGACCGCUCCUCUCCUACCCGGACACCGAACGCGCCAACGAAGUUCGUCUUCUACAGGGAUCUAAAAUCCUUUACCAGAUGAACAUGAGUCCCAACGAAACAGCGUUCGAAACUCAUCCGUAUUUGGCUUAUUCCUCACCCGGAAAAGUUCGAGGUAAACCCGUGUACGUCAAUUUCGGCCGAGAAGAAGAUUUUGACACGCUCAGAACUCGCGGUGUCACUCUGAACGGGACCAUAGCCAUAACGCGCUUGGGGAAAGCUCAAAUUCUGAGGAAAAUCCAACAAGCGAAGAAGAACGGAAUUAAAGGAGUGGUUUUGUACCGGGAUCCCCUGGACGCAGAGUCGUUUGAAAGCGAUUUCGCCGGUCCAUCUAUGCCUCUCGAUGCCAUACCGCGGGCCACAUUGAAAUCCUAUCCCGGGGAUCCGGCCACUCCAUAUUUGCCGGCGGUGGAGGAUGUGAAUCGGCAGAGUCGAAGUGACAUCCGCUUGCCGGGAAUCCCCGUCCAGCUUAUCAGUGCUAUUGACGCGCAGCAUCUCCUGAAGGACUUGGGUGGUUCUAAUGCCCCGAUGGAAUGGGUUGGCAAGCUCAACGUCUCCUACUCGACUGGACCUGGAUACAGAGACGCGGCGGAAGUUGAAGUUCAGCUUUCGUCAUUCAACCUGUUCAGAGAGAUGGAUAUCUAUAACGUGCUUGGUAGCAUACCCGGCUCGCUUGAACCAGAUCAAUAUGUCAUAAUCGGGAGCCACCACGAUUCUUGGGCUCGAGGAGCUGCUGACCCUGCAUCGGGAAUGGCUGUCCUUAUGGAGGUCGUGCGGGCGUUCUCGGACCUUUAUCACAAAACGUCUUGGCGACCGAGGAGAACGCUGCUCUUCGUUGCCUGGGACGCGAGUCACUUCGGAUCGGUUGGAAGUACCGAGUUUUUGGAACAGUACUCUGCGCAACUGAGCCACGCUAUCGCCUACCUCUCGCUUGAUAAAGCAGUCACAGGAACGCGGAGCCUGCAGGUUUCAGGAAGUCCUCUGCUGCGGCAGGCUCUGGAGAGGGCUGCGAAACAGAUCCCGGCCAUCGAGUCGCGUCCCGGAGACAGUCAACAAGUUUUCGAGAAUCUCUACGCUUCAUGGCUGAGCGCGAGGCCUGCCCUACUCUUGACUGGUCGCGGAUCCGUUCCCGAAAUGCUCCCCCCGACGGGAGAAUCGGACGCUGUGCCAUUCUUCCAAAUGCUCGGCAUUCCCGUGGCCCAGAUCCAGUUCGUGAAUCGCGGCUCUUUCUGCGAUUAUCCCGUACUCGACACCGCUUAUGACACGUACGAUUUGAUGGCGAACCACAUCGACGUCGGUCAACAUGCGAUGUACGCCCUGACCCAAUUGGUUUUGGGGACCGCUCUGGAACUUGCGGAUAGUUUCGCACUGCCAUUCAAGGUGGUUGACUAUGCGAAUCAGAUUUCCGCUGAUUUCGCCGUGUUCCAACGCGAGCACAGAGAGAUCUUCCGAGCGCACGGCGUUCAGAUGGAGCCGCUGACGAAAUCGGUGAAGGCUUUCCGAGUGGCAUCGCUAGCUUUCCAAGAGAGCUCAGCACAAAACGCACCGUCCACGGCAAACAACGCAUCGUCGAGCCUCUGUGGGAUCUUCAGAGUUCGAGACGAGAAUGAUAAUCUAUUGAGAAUUGAGAAAAGUUUCCUCCUUCCGGAAGGCUUCGCUCCGGCUCAGCCAUACUCGAGGCAUAUCCUCUACGGGAUCGACAAAGAGAACUCGGACCGAAGUCUGCUAUUUCCCCAUCUCGCGGAGGCGAUUCGAGAAUUGCGGCGGAAUCCCAGAUCAUCGGCGUUGCAUUCGGUCCGCGAGCACCUAAGUGUGGCUCUGAAUGCGCUCCGCAAAGCCACUGACCUACUCAACCGCAGUUUGCUGACUGGCAAAUCCCCUCUAUGA